AUAGAUAAUAGGUACCAAAGAGUAGUAUUAUAAAAAUAUGAUAGAUACAAUGAUAGGUGCUGUAUCUAUGAUUCUAAUUUAUUGUUUUUUGUAUACAUAAAAUAUUAGGAACUAUUGUGUACUGUGUGCGGAUUAUCUCAUUUUCGUAGUUAUACUAGGUCACAAUUGAAAUAAAUACAACAUGCCAUCAAUUGCUGGAACUUACAAACACUAUAAGAAUGAAAAUUUUGACGAAUAUUUUAGUGCUGUUGGUGUGCCAUAUAUGGGGAGAAAAAUGAUGGGUUUAUCAUCACCUCAGAUGGAUAUAACCGUAGAUGGUGACCAAAUGACAAUUAAAACAUCAUCUUUGAUGAGAAAAGUAGAGUAUACAUUCAAGCUAGGUGAAGAAUAUGAAGAACACAUGCCUGAUACUGUUCUUAAGUGUGUAACAAAAAUCCAGAAUGAUAAUGAAAUAAUAACUGAAUCAGUGAUCCCAGCCACUGGGGAAAAGUGUGGACGCCACUAUCUCUUCACUGAUGAUGAGUGUGUUAUAACACUGACCCAUGACAAAGCAAAGGUACCUGCUAAGAGAUACUUCAAAAGAGUAACUUCAUAAAAGUGUUAUACAGAUGCUAUAUGUAUAUAUAUAUAUAUUAUGAAAUAAGAGUUUAUUUACAUUCUGCGCUUUUAAUCUGUAUGUGAUAUAAGUUGGACUGUUGGAGAUUAUUUUAUUAUUGUCUCAGUUGAACUGAUACUUUUUUAUAUCUUUAUAUUUUUUUAUAA
Zerene cesonia (dogface butterfly) is the source of this 762-nucleotide messenger RNA. Its product is annotated as fatty acid-binding protein, adipocyte-like. Gene Ontology annotation, biological process: fatty acid transport. Gene Ontology annotation, cellular component: cytosol; nucleus. The transcript is spliced from 5 exons. The record is from RefSeq and is a predicted model, not a curated record. The coding region runs from base 182 to 595 and encodes 137 amino acids. Gene Ontology annotation, molecular function: fatty acid binding. NCBI's taxonomy places the organism in Eukaryota, Metazoa, Arthropoda, Insecta, Lepidoptera, Pieridae.